Nematolebias whitei (Rio pearlfish) is the source of this 1524-nucleotide messenger RNA. RefSeq names its product smoothelin-like 1 (gene smtnl1). The coding region runs from base 177 to 1496 and encodes 439 amino acids. Gene Ontology annotation, cellular component: microtubule organizing center; filamentous actin. The transcript has 5 exons. NCBI's taxonomy places the organism in Eukaryota, Metazoa, Chordata, Actinopteri, Cyprinodontiformes, Rivulidae. Gene Ontology annotation, biological process: actin cytoskeleton organization. The record is from RefSeq and is a predicted model, not a curated record. Gene Ontology annotation, molecular function: protein binding.
GCCUGAGAGGGGAGAAAGGGGCAACAGGGCUAGGGAGGGAAAAGUGAAACGCUGUCUUUUUUUUUUAAGGACUUUAACUUUUACUGGAUUAAACAUUUAUAAGAAAACAAAUCAUUUUAGAUUCCUGUGGUGUCAGUUUAACAAAAUAAAUUAACUUAUCUAAUUACCUGGACAUCAUGGAGGAAGAAUCACUAACUCGGGAGACAGAAACAACCUGCCUAUCAGACACAACCAACAACAAGGCAGAUGAGCCAAGUUUGCUGGAGAGUAAGGACUCAGGGGAGGUGGCUGAAGGUCAGGGUGUAAUGGAUGCUGGAGAGAGAGGCGAGGCAGAUAAAGUAGAAGAUAAACACAAUGCUGAAGAUACAGACAAGCUUCAGACUGUCUCUCAGCCGGCUGAAUGUGACACAGAACAGGCUGGAGAUGACUAUGAGGACAAACCAUCGGCUGCUGGUGAUGUGAAGGAAACUGAAACGACGAGAGGAGAAAAAGAUGAGAAGCAGAGUGAUCAAAAGGAGGAAGAUGAGAAAGAAAGGCAGGUGGAAGAGAUAAAAAGAUGCGAGAAUGAGGGAGAAGAAGAAAAAAUAAAGGACGAACAGGGGAGUAGAUGUGAAUUGACAGCAAAGGGUGAAGAUGUAAAAACUAAUGAGGCAAAAGGAAUGGAGAAGAAGGAACAAGCAAAAGAGGAGGCUGCAGAGAUGACAGAUAAAGGAAAGGCUAAGGAGUCAGAAAAACAAGUGAAGCCUAAAAGAAAGAGUGCCCCUCCAAGCUCCUCUUUAUCCAGACCAAGACCCUCAGCUCGCUCCAUUAGAGCAUCCGCUAAAAAUGAUAUUAUAGCCAAAUUCCAACAGGGUGCCCCAGAAACUCCAAUCCCUCGCAAUUUUAAAAUUCAGAGGUCGUCUGCCGCUGUGGCAACAGGGGCCUCAAUUAAGCAAAAGAUCCUUCAGUGGUGUCACAACAAGACUCGCAACUACGAGGGUGUCAACAUAGAAAACUUUUCAUCAUCUUGGAGCGAUGGGCUGGCGUUCUGUGCUCUUAUCCAUCGUUUUUUCCCAGAUGCUUUCGACUUCAGCUCAUUGAAACCAAAGGAGAGGGAGAAAAACUUCACUUUGGCUUUCCAAACGGCAGAGUCCCUGGCUGACUGCUGUCCUCUGCUGGACGUUUCUGACAUGAUCAUGAUGGGCAAAAACCCUGACCCCAUGUGUGUGUUCACAUACGUCCAGUCCCUCUGCCACAGCCUCUCCAAAAUAGAAAAAGAGAGGAAGGACAAAGAGAAGGAGGCAAAUGGGAAGGCUGGGAACCAGAAAGAAGAGAAAGAGGAAGGAAACGAAGCAGCAGGAGAGGUAUCGAGCGCUGACAGUGAGAAGAUGGAAAACCAAGAGGAGAAACAAGAAGUAGGCGAAGAAAAAGUGAAGGGAAAUGAAGAGGAGGAAGACUUAUCAAAAAGUUGUGAGAUGGAGGAAACCGAGAGAGAUUUAGUUGAGGCACAGUCAUAAAAAACUGACAGAAGACAAAAAAAAAAAA